This is a messenger RNA of Nerophis lumbriciformis (worm pipefish), 1407 nucleotides long. Lineage: Eukaryota; Metazoa; Chordata; Actinopteri; Syngnathiformes; Syngnathidae. The record is from RefSeq and is a predicted model, not a curated record.
UUUGACAGUGAAUCCCAGUUGUAAAAUUAAUUAUUUCUCUGUGCCUAGAAUGCCACCUACUUCAUUACAGCUGCCAGAAACGCCAGCGCUUCCACAACCAAUCUCAAGGACGUUUUGUCAGACCUCAUCCCUAAAGAACAGAGCAGGAUCAAGAACUUUAAGCAGCAAUAUGGCAAAACAAACAUCGGACAGAUUACUGUGGACAUGGUGUAUGGCGGUAUGAGGGGAAUGAAGGGUCUGGUUUAUGAGACCUCUGUGUUGGAUCCUGAUGAGGGCAUUCGCUUCCGAGGCUAUAGCAUCCCAGAGUGUCAGACGUUGUUGCCCAAAGCGGAAGGGGGUGAAGAGCCGCUGCCCGAGGGCCUCUUCUGGCUGCUGGUCACGGGACAGGUGCCCACAGAGGAGCAGGUGAACUGGGUGUCCAAAGAGUGGGCUAAGAGAGCAGCGCUUCCCUCGCACGUGGUCACCAUGUUGGACAACUUCCCGACCAAUCUGCACCCCAUGUCUCAAUUCAGCGCCGCCAUCACAGCCCUUAACAGCGAAAGCAGUUUCGCCCGCGCCUACUCCGAGGGUGUGCACAAGUCAAAGUACUGGGAGUAUGUCUACGAAGACUCCAUGGACUUGAUCGCCAAGCUGCCCUGCAUUGCGGCCAAGAUCUACCGCAACCUGUACCGAGAAGGGAGCAGCAUCGGAGCCAUCGACUCCAACUUGGACUGGUCUCACAAUUUCACCAACAUGCUGGGCUACACCGACGUCCAAUUCACUGAGCUCAUGAGACUCUACCUCACUAUCCACAGUGACCACGAAGGGGGCAAUGUCAGUGCCCACACCAGCCACUUGGUGGGCAGUGCCCUCUCAGACCCUUACUUGUCCUUUAGCGCCGCUAUGAACGGCCUGGCCGGUCCUCUUCACGGCCUCGCAAACCAGGAGGUGCUGGUGUGGUUGACAGCACUGCAGAAGGAGCUCGGAGGUGAGGUUUCAGAUGAAAGGAUGAGGGAUUACAUCUGGAACACGCUUAAAUCUGGAAGGGUGGUACCAGGCUACGGGCACGCCGUUCUGAGGAAGACUGACCCUCGUUACACCUGCCAGCGCGAGUUUGCCCUCAAGCACCUGCCCAAUGACCCCAUGUUUAAAAUGGUGGCCCAGCUCUACAAGAUUGUCCCUGAUGUGCUGCUGGAGCAGGGCAAGGCCAAGAACCCCUGGCCCAAUGUGGACGCCCACAGCGGCGUUCUGCUGCAGUACUACGGAAUGACCGAGAUGAACUACUACACGGUGCUGUUCGGCGUAUCACGGGCUCUAGGCGUUCUGGCCCAGCUGGUGUGGAGUCGAGCUCUGGGCUUCCCGCUGGAGCGCCCCAAAUCCAUGAGCACUGAUGGACUCAUGACUCUGGUGGGCUCCAAGUCUGGUUGA